Aethina tumida (small hive beetle) is the source of this 4341-nucleotide messenger RNA. RefSeq names its product TATA element modulatory factor-like. NCBI's taxonomy places the organism in Eukaryota, Metazoa, Arthropoda, Insecta, Coleoptera, Nitidulidae. Bases 148 to 3924 code for a protein of 1258 amino acids. The transcript is spliced from 12 exons. The record is from RefSeq and is a predicted model, not a curated record. Gene Ontology annotation, cellular component: endoplasmic reticulum; Golgi apparatus.
AAAAACAGUGCGAUAUGUCAAUGAAUGACAGCAACGUCAAAAGUUGAAAACACUUAGAAUAAUUAUAUUUGUGCCAUGUAAAUAACGUUAUUGAAGGUAAAAACUGAACCAUAAAUUAAGCGGUGUUAAUUGUAUAAUGUAACAAAAAUGAGUUGGUUUGAUGCAGCAGGUUUAGCUAGUAUGGCUAAAACAGCCUUAAAAGAAGCUCAAAAGACGAUAGAUAAAGCCUUAGAUAUCAAGGAGGAUCCAAACGCCGCCUCUAUCAGCACACCCAUUGACACAAACCCGGAUGACUUCUUUGGUACAUGGGGUAUCACUGAAUCUGGGAAUUUCAAAAAUGAAAGGAGAAAUACAGAGGACACUAUAAAACAGGGAAAACUUUCAACUAGUUUAUGGGGCUCCUUCACAGGGUCAUUCUUUGAAACAGCAGAAGCUGCAAAAACACAGAAGUCCACUUCUAUUGAUAGUCUGGAUGAUUCAUUAGAUAUGGGAACAGAGCACUUCAGUUCUAGUAAAUUAGUUGUACAUCAGAGUGAUGAAGGUGAUGGACAAACUACUAGAUUAUCUAUCAGUGAAGGGGAUGAUUGUAGAAAUACAGAGACCUAUGCAAGUGAAGGAACGGGAACAGAGCCACUGAUUGAGAUUAAUUUAGAUUCUGAACCAAGUCAUCAUUCACAAACAAAUCAUUUAGUUGUUAAAAGAAGAGAGAAACCACCCAGUUCUUAUAUUAACAGAUUAUCUGCAAUCAGCACAGAAAGUGGAAAAAACAGUUCUGAAAGUUUGGAUAUUAUUACACCUAGUACUGAAUGCACUACAAGUCCUGAGAGUGAUGUACUUUCUGUGACCAACUCUUUGUCAACAUCUAGUUCAGCAAUAGAUUCUAAGCAAAUAUCUGAAUCAGUGGAAGUGGUACCAGAAAGUUUGACAAGUCCUAGUUCAGUUGAAGUUAUUGGAACUGAAAGUAGUAGCAGAAGGGAGUCACAACAAAACACCGACGAUUUUGUUUCACCUAUUGAAUCUCCUUGGGAAAAAUCUAGUUCCAUAAGUGAAAAAAUUUCGCCGGAAAGUGUGGAAGUGAUCCCGGAUGAUCUCGACGAGAACAGCGUGGCCGAAGAUACAAUGUCCUAUACAUCAAUUUCGGAGAGCACGUCGGCCACAGUCUUGGACUCUGCCUUCAACAUUUACAUGAAACCCCAGAUGAUGUUAAAGGACACAUACAUGCGCCAGGAGGUGAUGGCCGAAAGUGCCGGCGAUUCUGGCAGUCCCGACAAGAUUUUCAACGUGUCGGAGGCGAUAACUCGUGCCCCUAGUCGCAGCACCAUGCAUCUUCCUCUCGCGCAAGUCAAACACGUGCUAAUCGACACACAGCCCCAAAGCAGUAAUCAGGACAUACCUGAUAUUCUUAAAAAAUCGAACAUCAUCGACAUUCCGCAGGACAAUGAUAGUUUAAAGAGUUUGACUGUAGAAAGUCAAAUGGACACGUCGACUGACGAGGGUUCUCAGUCGGAUAAAACGAUGAUGGCGAGUGACAUCAUGGAAAGCAGCAGCGAUACCACCACCACAGAAGCUAGCAGCAAUUCUUCAUACUUAAAAAACAUGCUAGCUGAUGCCAUGACGGAGAAGAUCAGCGACAAAUCCGCACAGUUUGCUGACGUGCCUUUAGAGGUGGGGAAAGAGGACAGCUUCAGCAUGUCCCAACUGGAGAUGCCGCCCCGAGAAAAUUCCCCAAUUAGUUCGGAAAGCAGAUCAGACCUGGUAAAAAUCGGUUCUGAUUACACUUCUGGACAUACUUCUGGCGACGAACUUGAAACGACCACAUCCUCGGACAUUGAAAUCAUAUCAAGUCCUAACGGCGAUUCCAGUUCGACACAGAGUCGACAAAGCCCCGCCAAACAAACCGGCCACAAAAUCAAGCACGAAGACAGCACGGUCGACACGUUACUGUCGAAAAUGACAAUGAAGAAAGCCAAGGGUCACAACCGAGAGCUGUCCGAAGCUUCAAGCAUAAGCGACGAUUCGCACUCUUCGGAAGUGGAGAGGUUGAUCAAACGCAUUUCCGAAAUGACCGACAUACUUGAGUCGCGUGAAUCGAAACUUAUAGAUUUUAACAGGAGGAACGCAGAGCUGCAGGAUAUUAACAAAGAUUUGAGGGCACAGCUAGAUGCAAUAUUGUCCAAACAGUUGGAAUCGGCAGAGAUUUCGCAGGUCACCGAAGAGUACACGCAAAGGUUGUCGGCUUUGGAGAAGAAAUUCCAACAGGCGAUUAGAGAGAAAGAUAGUCUGAGAAAGCAGCUAGAACACAGCAAACAAGACGCAGCCACUCGCAUGAGUAAGGGCGAACUCGAAACGUUGAUAAACGAAAAGGACGAAACUAUAAAAGAACUGAGGGAGGAAGGGGAAAAACUAUCCAAACAACAGCUACAACAUUCUAAUAUAAUCAAAAAGUUGCGGGCCAAGGAGAAAGAGAACGAAUCCACCAUGAAGCACAUGAAAGAGAACAUCGAAAGCCUUUCGAACGAAAACGACCGUAUGAAAAAGUCCCUGACAGCCAAAGAAGAAGUGGAAAGGUCGCAGAUAGAAGCCGUGCACAAUUUAACGGCGAAAAACAAGAAACUGGAAACGGAAAUGGCGAAACUGCAGAGCCAAUUCGACGAUUUGAAGGAGAAAUACGACACAGCGAAAAAGUCAUUGGACGCCGCCAAAAAGGAAUUGCAGGACAAAAACAAAACGAGUUCGGAACUGAUGGCGAGAGAGAAAAUGCUCCAGAAUCUAGAAAGUCAAAAAAAAAUGACCGAAUCACAAAACGAAGAAAUUAUGUCGCAACUGGAAAAUUUACGAACAAAACUCAGACAGUCUGAUCAAGACUUUUUGAAGAAGGAGCAAAUUCUAAAGGCAGAGAACAACGAUUUGCUGCAGAGAUUGGAGGAGGCAGAAGCCAGAAAUGAGGAAUUGUCUCAAUCGAUUUUGGAAGUCAGUAAACCUUUGGUUCGCCAACUAGAAUCCUUACAAGCCACACACAACAUUAAAGUCGCCAGUUUUGAAAGUUUGGAACAAGAACUUACCAUGAAAAUUAGUGAAUUAAAAAGUAAACUAGUCACGGCAACUAAUACAGAGCGAUCAGCAAAGGAAGAAAACGUAAAAUUAAAAGCAAAAGUCGCUGAUGUUGAAGGACAGUUGAGUUCAGUAAGCCAUCAACAUCAAUUGUUGCAGAUGAAGUUGGACCAACAAAGUUCAGAACGGCAACUCAGCGAGAACGAGCUUAAAAGGGAAAUUGGCGAAUUAAAGAAUCAACUGAAAGAACAAAGUCAAAAACUAGAAGAUCAAUUACGUGACAUAAAUUCCCUACAGCAACAAUUGAAGAUCGAAAAAGAAACGAACGAGCUGGAGAGAAAACGGAAAAUUAUAACACAAGAGGACAAUAAUGAUCCACCUCGAAUUUCCGGUGAUCGAUCGUCUCCACAAACAGGCAGCAAUUCGCCCACGUUAAGCUUAGGCAAAGUUUCUGUAGCUGAUUCGUUAUCGAGUUCGUUUUGGUCACAGGAUGAACCGUUCGAUAUAUCACAAACUCCAAGGUAUACAAACAUGUUUGAGAUGCAAAUGCUUCAAACGAACUUGAAGCAAAAAGAUGGCGAGUUACAACAAUUGCAAUGGGAAUUGAACAGGCGAGAGCAAGAGAGGUCUCUCCUGAAUUCCGAAAUAUCCACUCUGUUGACCAAGGUGGAAGGUCUUGAGAACAGUGUUUCAGAAUUGAAUGUGGUUAAGGUACAAUUUGAUGAAUUGCAACAACAGUAUGAUACACUUUGUCAGUUGUAUGGGGAAAAAGUGGAGGAAAAUGAGGAGCUAAAACUAGAUUUACAAGAUGUUAAAGAAAUGUAUAAAGCCCAAAUAGAUGAGUUAUUAAAGCAACAGAAACAACAAAAGUAAAUACAAAUACUUUAAUUAUUUAUUACUGAAAAUAAUUUUAUUGUACACUUAAGAAUAAAUAUUUUAUCUAUAGUCUAGUCUAAAUUGCAAGGUAAGAUUGUUAAGUGAAGAUAGUUUUGAGAUUUGUUAUAUAGUUCACGCCACAUGUGUAUUAUAGAAGCGGUAACAGUUUUGUAUAAAGCAUUUACAAGAUUUCUUAAAUAUUUUGAUGCAAUACAUCAAAUUGUUUGUGAUAUACUAUACUAUUUACUCUAUGUUUUUACAUUUAUUACUUCACGUAUUCGUUGCGACAUAUUUUGAUUCAAAUUUCAAAUUGUGUAAGCUAAAAAGAGUUUUAAUCUGUGAUAAUUUAAAAUUUGUACUUGGAUAUCGCUUGUAAUAAAUUAUUUCAUUUAAAUAAAAUGUUAUUAUACCCAC